Molecule: messenger RNA, 384 nt
Organism: Adineta steineri
Lineage: Eukaryota; Metazoa; Rotifera; Eurotatoria; Adinetida; Adinetidae
Source: the annotation of a GenBank genome assembly
AUGAAAGCUGCUCUUGCACUCAUCUUCUUCACCUGCAUUGCUGGUUCAAAUCUUGGGCUAUCUUGUUUCACAAGAACACGUUAUUAUGCAAUCAAACCAAUGGUUAGUAACGCCAUCAACAAUCUUCUUGGUAAUCUUUUCGGUCAUCUUCCAUCAAUCUUCAGUUCAUUUCUUAGUAAAAUGUCAAAACCACUCACUGAAAUGGAUCACCAUCUUUUAAACCACGGCAUAUCAACUGUUAUGAGUUCAUUAGUUGGAUCACGUUUUAUUGAAAUUACAAGUCAAUUGGCUAAUGUUGUCUCAGUUGCUCAAGGUGUUAUCUCAACCACUAUUGCAAAUCUUACCAGUGUUGCUUCAAAGUUUAUGUUAAAAAGACAUGUAUAA